Messenger RNA from Brachypodium distachyon (stiff brome), 1850 nucleotides. Its product is annotated as serine/threonine-protein kinase STY46-like. NCBI's taxonomy places the organism in Eukaryota, Viridiplantae, Streptophyta, Magnoliopsida, Poales, Poaceae. Gene Ontology annotation, biological process: protein phosphorylation. The coding region runs from base 123 to 1697 and encodes 524 amino acids. The record is from RefSeq and is a predicted model, not a curated record. The transcript is spliced from 15 exons. Gene Ontology annotation, molecular function: protein kinase activity; ATP binding.
UCGGUCCGAGACCACCGUCCUCCCGUCCCGGAACCGCGAGUCGAGAGAGAGGUAGAGAGCGGGAGGGAAACCCUAGCAGUGGUAGGAGGUUUUACCGGGGCCUCGCGCGCGCACCGGUGGCGAUGUCGAUGGCGGAGGCGGUGGGGAGUACGGGCGGCGGUUCCGGGAGCGAAGACAGCGUCGGCGACGGCGGGGCCGCAAGAGCGACGCCGCUCGCCAUCUGCUCGGACGUGUUCGAGCGGCUCGUCGCCGGCGGGCACGCGGAGGAGGCGUCCCGCUCCGACUCCCUCCUCGCGCUCCAGGCCCACUUCGCCCAGCUUCCCAUCAGUUAUCAUCUGUAUGUGGAUGCCGGGAAAGCAGAGUAUGUGUUAAUCCAUCAGAAGGUUUUGGCAGAAGCAAAGGCCGAUAGGUCUCGCCCAGCAGUCCAUGCCCACUACCUCAGGUUUGAAGAGCUAUAUGUGGACACGGCAACUACCUCUGGUGCACGCGAACAAGGGGGUGAUGCUGGUGAUGCUCUUCCUACCAGGAUAUGGAGAUCGCGUACACAAAUUCACGAGAUAGUCUUUUCAUCUAUUGACAGGCCCAGGCUCCUUAUUAAGCUGUCUACAUUGCUUUCUGAGAAUGGACUGAACAUCAGAGAAGCGCAUGUUUUCUCAACAAAAGAUGGCUAUUCAAUUGAUGUUUUUGUAGUUGAUGGUUGGCCUGUUGAGGAUACAGUGGGCUUGCUUACCGUGCUAGAGGACUCAAUUUCAAGAAACAUGGUUUCAUGGUUUGGCUUGGAGUCCUUAAGUGUACAACCAUUCAGUGCAGGAGAUUGUGAAUCGGAUAUUGACAUAACACUUCUGAGCAUAAUAAAGAAGCUCGCUUCUGGAUCGUGUGGACAUACGUUUCUUGGAACUUAUGGUGGUGAGGAGGUUUCUGUUAAAGUUCUAAGAUCUGCGGAUGCGACUCAGAUUCUUUGGAAAGAAUUUAAGCAAGAAAUCCUCAUGUUAAGGGAAGUUUAUCAUGCCAAUAUUAUUCGAUCGAUUGGUUCAUGCAUAAAACCACCUCACUUUUACAUAAUUACAGAAUACAUGUCUGGAGGAAGCCUAUUUGAUUUCUUGCAUAAUAAGCAUAAUGUCCUGGAUCUCCCAAUGAUUCUGAAGUUCGCACUUGACAUAUGCCGAGGGAUGGCUUACUUGCAUCAGAAGGGCAUUAUUCAUAGGGAUUUAAAGUCUGCAAACCUUUUAAUGGAUAAAGAUCAUGUUGUGAAAGUGGCAGAUUUCGGACUUUCUCGUUACCAGGAUCGAGAGGGUGUUAUGACUGCUGAAACUGGAACGUACAGAUGGAUGGCUCCUGAGGUUAUGAAGCACCAGCAAUAUGGCCCAGCUGCAGAUGUUUACAGUUUUGCUAUUGUACUUUGGGAGCUAAUGACAUCCAAGAUGCCAUAUGAUACCAUAAACCCCAUCCAAGCAGCUUUUAAUGUGUGGCAGGGAAUGCGUCCGCAGAUUCCAAAAAAUGCACAUCCCAGGCUAUUAACCCUGAUGCAGAGAUGUUGGGAUGCCUCCCCAUCUAAAUGCCCACCAUUCUCAGAUGCAAUUGCUGAACUAGAGGAUAUUAAGGCAGAGGUUCAGGGAGCAACAUCAGGGCAGACGAGCCAGGGCGAAAAGAGGCCGUCCAAGACACGGAAGCUGGACCCCUCCGAUCCUACUGUUUGACGGUUCCUCUAGUUUCCUGACCGGUUGAGUUAGGAUUGCUGACAUUAGAGAAAGUGUAGCAUCUCAUCUUCGGCCUCGAUCUGUCGUUGCUUCUCGGAGCCGGAUUUCUCGGUCUUGUUCUCAUUUUUCCUCACGGUCUUGGUCUCAUUUAGU